AUGUCGGAGACCAAAGCUUUGUGGGCACCAGUCAAGUGGGCACAGCGCAAGGAUGCAUUGUACGUAACUGUGGAUCUCCCGGAUGUUAAGGACGAAAAGGUUUCACUUAACAGCAAGAAUCUCACUUUUAAGGGUACUAGCAACGGCAAAGUUUAUGAGGUGACACUAGACUUUUUUAAAGAAGUGGAUGCUGAGGCUAAAGACAGUAUCUGGGCCAAGACGGACCGUAAUUUGCACUUUCACAUUGUCAAGAAGAACCAGGACGAAGAAUUUUGGCCACGUCUAUUGGUUGACAAGAACUUGGAAAAGACGAAUGUAAAAGUGGAUUGGACCAAAUUCGUGGACGAAGAUGAAGAUGAAGAACCAAGUGGCUUUGACAUGAGCGCGCUGAAUGGCGGGGGCGGUUUUGAUAUGAACGAAAUGAUGGCGGCACAGAAUGGAGCAGGAAUGAUGGACGAUGGCAGUGACAGUGACGAUGAAGAUAUGCCGGAUCUUGACCCGAACGACAAAUAG
Plasmopara halstedii is the source of this 513-nucleotide messenger RNA. RefSeq names its product HSP90 co-chaperone p23. The record is from RefSeq and is a predicted model, not a curated record. Gene Ontology annotation, molecular function: protein-folding chaperone binding; Hsp90 protein binding. Gene Ontology annotation, biological process: chaperone-mediated protein complex assembly; protein folding. Gene Ontology annotation, cellular component: cytosol; nucleus. The coding region runs from base 1 to 513 and encodes 170 amino acids. NCBI's taxonomy places the organism in Eukaryota, Oomycota, Peronosporomycetes, Peronosporales, Peronosporaceae. The transcript has 2 exons.